CAAUUCUCAUCAUCCUAAUCCUCUUAAACCUGGACACACCUGGACAGUAUCCUGGGGCCCGUGCAAAAACUGGCCGCCCACUUCCUGACACUAUUUUCCCCAUACUAGUGCCUCUCAUUGGGGGCAUUUUCGAACUUGAAAUGAAUCCCGCCGGGUUCCUGCCGGUGAAGCCCCUUCCUCUGUGGGUGGUCGCGUGCGGCCAAGCGGUGGCUGAUGUAGUCAAGUUCACAACUGGGAUGGAGGUCCCUUACCAAGAGGGGCUCAUGCUCAUCGUGAGCACGAUCGUGAUGAUUGUCUCCAUUGUCAUUUGGAUCGUCAUCGAUGCCGGCAACCGAGCCGACAAACAAGCCCACCAAGCGGUGUUAGACGCAAGAUUACACCCACGGCCCACCAACGCCACCUCCCGACGCUCCUUGGAUCUGGAGCGCCUGACCGAGCUGGCGCGCGCCGCCGCGGCCGCCGCCAAUGGCCGGGAUGGGGGCGGCAGCACCAGCGGUGAUUUGGCUGGGGAUGGUGGCGCAGCAUACAGCUCUACGGGCGGCGGCAGCGGCGGCUCGGCUUACACAGAGAAGCUGUAUUUCCGGGAGGGAGCUGGCGGCGGUUCGCUGCGCAAGCGCAUGCAGCAGCUAUGAGGAGGAGCAGGAGAGUGAUGGGCAUGGGUUGCUGUAUGACUGUCGGGCGUGGGGUACAAGAGAAUGUACGUGAGCAAGAUACCACACGGAGAAACGACGGCGAGGGGUGUUUGGCCGCACAAACGCGCCCUCCGUGUCAUGAGUCCCGCCGGCCAGCGUCCACCUGCGCCUUGGUAAACGAGUGCGCUGCCCGCCUCAAUGUGAGGUAUAGCAUGCGCUAACAGCUAGGAUCAGCGCGAGUGCGGCCCCGGCUUUGCAGCGCGGCCGCGGCACCCGCGGCACCCGGUACGCGCCUUGGUCGCCGGGAGCUCGGUCGGCUGCAGCCAUGGGCGGAAGCGAUGGGUGGUUACCGGUAUCAGCAGCAGCUGCAUGAAGCUGUUGAGGUUUCACGGAUUUAGGGCUAUGUACAGGGCGGCUGGCGGACUGAGCAUGGCUUGGAAGUGUAAAGAAGGAGCUUGCUGAGGCAGGGUGUUAAGUAGAAGCGCUGUACCCCGUUGAGCGUUACCAGGAGGGUGUCGCAGCACAAAUCCGGGCUUCGGACGAGAUUCUCGCAGCUAUGAAGGAGUCUCUUGUGCGCAAGCCAGUUGGUAGGCACGGGGCUGUAGGGAUUGGGGGCACUCACGUGUGUGUGUACGUAGGCGUGUCGCUGGGUGCGCUGUGCGGGGCGGCCGUGUCAAGAGUUCCGGGACACCCUGGCCACUAAUAGCAGUGAGGUGCGUUUUCAUGUCCCUGUGAACUGGUAGCCUAGAGCUUUUGGUGGUUGCAGGGUCCGCCACGUGCGUACAGUAGGUUGCCGCAUGAACGGUGCAGGUUGUCAGUGCCAAGUGUACGGUUCAGGUACUGUCAGUGAAUUGCACAUUGGACUGCAUCACUUCAAUAUAAGUGGUGUGGUACGAGGUGUGUUUUCUGCCGGGUUGCGCUGCCUAGUGACCACGGCAUUGUGGUACCUCAGCGCGCCACGGCGCCGCUCAAAUGUCAAUGCACGUGCAGUAAAGGAAUGCCAGGGACAGUGCUAAUACCGUAUACAGGUAUACUGGAGCGCCACCGGAUGCAAAUGAAUCAAAUGAUGUGUCUGUGCGUGUUAUGGAGAGUCUGGGUCACCUUGCCUAGGGGCCACGCCCGCCCUCAUUUUCAGGAGUAAUUCGGGAACUGUACCGGGAAUGUACACUGUCGAAGAAAGGGUAGGGCCUUCCCCCGCGUGCCUUCCCUACCUGACACCGUGCCAGUGUGUCAGUGAUGCUUACAAUUGAGACCGAGGGGACUGCGCCAAACGCGGAUGGUCACUGUGUCCUCUGGACAGCGCCGACCGCUGUGCCUAACUGUAAUUCAUCCAAUCU
Molecule: messenger RNA, 1969 nt
Organism: Chlamydomonas reinhardtii
Lineage: Eukaryota; Viridiplantae; Chlorophyta; Chlorophyceae; Chlamydomonadales; Chlamydomonadaceae
Exons: 4
Coding region: 141-632 (163 amino acids)
Source: RefSeq, a predicted model, not a curated record